Molecule: messenger RNA, 1032 nt
Organism: Aspergillus chevalieri
Lineage: Eukaryota; Fungi; Ascomycota; Eurotiomycetes; Eurotiales; Aspergillaceae
Product: aldo/keto reductase family protein
Exons: 2
Coding region: 1-1032 (343 amino acids)
Molecular function (GO): oxidoreductase activity
Source: RefSeq, a predicted model, not a curated record
AUGCCAUUGAUCGCGCAGAAUCCCGUUCCCAGGGCGAUCCUGGGAUUGAUGACAUUUGGUCCGGAGGGAACCGAGUCCAAGGGUGCCCGCCUAUCGUCGCUCGACAAGUGCCUCGAUUAUUUCCAACAGCAAGGUUUCAAUGAAGUCGAUACUGCUCGGUUAUACGUAGCAGGCGAGCAAGAAGCCUUCACGGCCCAGGCCAAAUGGAAAGAACGCGGCCUAACGCUGGCCACCAAGUGGUACCCGAAGACACCCGGGGAUCACAAGGCGAACAUCCUUCGGGAGAACGUGGAGGUUUCCCUGAAGGAGCUGCAGACCGAUCAGGUCGACAUUUUUUACCUGCAUGCCCCCGAUCGGUCCGUGCCCUUCACGGAGACCUUGGAGGAGGUCAAUAAGUUGCACAAGGAGGGGAAAUUUGUGCAACUGGGAUUGAGCAACUACACGGCAUUCGAGGUCGCUGAGAUUGUGACAAUCUGCAACGAGAGGGGUUGGGUGCGUCCGACCAUCUACCAAGCGAUGUACAAUGCCAUAACUCGCUCCAUCGAAACCGAACUCGUGCAUGCUUGUAGACGUUACGGGAUUGACAUUGUCAUUUACAACCCUCUUGCUGGUGGUAUCCUGUCUGGUAAAUACAAGACUAAGGAUGUACCUGCGGAGGGACGGUACAGUGACCAGUCCGCCACGGGCGCACUGUACCGGUCACGCUACUUCAAAGAUGCGACCUUUGAUGCGCUCCGAAUUAUCGAGCCGGCCGUGGAGAAGCAUGGAUUGACCAUGGCCGAGACUGCUCUGCGCUGGGUCCAUCACCACUCGCUGCUAAAGAUGGAUGGCAACGGUCGCGACGGUGUUAUCCUUGGCGUGAGUAGCUUUGAACAGUUGGAAAGCAACCUUCGAGACAUUCAAAAAGGCCCGUUGCCCGAGGAGGUAGUCGAAGCAUUGGAUAAGGCGUGGUUGGUUGCGAAACCCACCGCCCCGAAUUAUUGGCAUCUUGAAUUGAAGUACACCUACGAUACGUUUGAUGCAAGAUCCUGA